Molecule: messenger RNA, 381 nt
Organism: Ipomoea nil (Japanese morning glory)
Lineage: Eukaryota; Viridiplantae; Streptophyta; Magnoliopsida; Solanales; Convolvulaceae
Exons: 1
Coding region: 1-381 (126 amino acids)
Biological process (GO): root development; shoot system development
Source: RefSeq, a predicted model, not a curated record
AUGAACAAGGAUGUAAAAAAGUCAAUUGCAGCUAUAAGGAAAAUCGAUGAUGAGAUUGAAGGAUCCACACCCAUAGAUGUGCAUCGUGACAUCUCAUCAGUGAUCAAAGCACUAAGAGAAGCAAGUGCAGUGAGCACUUCUAUUUUCCAGUCUGUCCUGCUUUUUUUGUCAGUGCCAAUUUUGAAGCCUAAGCCAUCUAGGUGGUCACUGGUCUCAAAGUUGGUUCAGAAUGAAAGAGUAGCAUGUGAAUACCAACAAGAAAACUCUUGCAACCUGGAGAUUUUGGAAGCUCAACUUGAAGAUAUUGAGAACAAAAUGGAAAGCAUAUUUAGGUGCUUGAUUAAAUUAAGGAGCUCUCUCCUAAACGUCAUAUCUUGCUAA